AUGAACGCGCUCCAUCUCAGCGCCGACGGGGAACCCGAUGCAGAGAAGGCGUUCUUUGUAGCCGACCUCAGCAUCGUGUACAAGCAGCACGAGAGGUGGAAGAAGCUCCUUCCCGAAAUUGAGCCGUUCUACGCCGUAAAGUGCAACCCGGACCCGUACGUCCUCCGGCUGCUCGCUGCCCUCGGGGCCAACUUCGAUUGCGCGUCGAACAAUGAAAUCAAGCAGGUGCUGGACAUCGGUGUCAAUCCCGCCCGAAUCGUAUUUGCCAACCCGUGCAAGGCGACAUCGUUCAUUCGCAGCGCAGCCCGCGCGGGCGUCGACGCCAUGACAUUCGACAACACUGACGAGCUGCAUAAGAUCGCGCGCACGCACCCGGGUGCGAAGCUCAUCGUGCGCAUCCUCACAGACGACUCCAAGAGCCUUUGUCGGCUCGGGCUCAAGUUCGGUGCGCCCCUAGUGACUGUCCCCGCGCUGCUCGCGAAGGCGCGAGAGCUGAAGCUCGAUGUCGUUGGCGUGAGCUUCCAUGUGGGGAGCGGCUGCUACGACCCUAGCGCGUUCGCAGAAGCGGUGGCGCGCGCUCGCGCGGCAUUCGACAUGGGCAGGGAAGCCGGGUACGAGUUCAGCCUGCUCGACGUCGGUGGCGGCUUCGAGGAUGCGACGUUCGAGACGACGGCCAAGGUUCUCACGGACGCAAUUGAUCGGCACUUCCCAGUUCGGGACCGGAUUCGGAUUAUUGCGGAGCCGGGGAGGUACUACGUCUCCAAGGCGUUCUCGCUCGCGGCCAAUGUCAUCGCCCGCCGGGCGCCGCCUGCACACGAACAGACUUCUGCGGAUGCCGCCGUCGUCGAGCAAGAGCAACCGAGCGUGAUGUAUUACAUCAACGACGGCGUAUACGGCGCGUUCAACUGCAUCCUGUUCGACCACCAGUCCCCUCAGCCGUACGUGCUCUCCCUCAACGGCUCGUUUCACGUCCCCGCGUCGAUCCCGCUCCGCGCGGCGUCCGUCUGGGGCCCCACGUGCGACUCGCUCGACUGCGUGUGCAGCAUGGUCAAGCUGCCCGCGACGCUCGAGGUCGGGGACUGGCUCGGGUUCGAGAACAUGGGCGCGUACACGGUCUGUGCCGCGUCGCAGUUCAACGGGUUCGAGGUCAGCAAGGUGAUCUACACCACCGGCGCGGGACCGGGCGCCGCGGAGGUCCGCGAGGCCCUCAGGGCGUACGAAGUUUGA
Messenger RNA from Dichomitus squalens LYAD-421 SS1, 1227 nucleotides. RefSeq names its product ornithine decarboxylase. The record is from RefSeq and is a predicted model, not a curated record. NCBI's taxonomy places the organism in Eukaryota, Fungi, Basidiomycota, Agaricomycetes, Polyporales, Polyporaceae. The coding region runs from base 1 to 1227 and encodes 408 amino acids. Gene Ontology annotation, molecular function: ornithine decarboxylase activity. Gene Ontology annotation, cellular component: cytoplasm. The transcript is spliced from 4 exons.